AUGGCCUCCGUCCUUGCUGUCCGUAGCGAGGUGACAGGCAAGCGCCCCAUCAAGCUGACCCCAAAGAUGCAGGGAGCUGGGGGUCUUGGUACCCAAGUGAGUGGCGGUGUCAGGAGGCGCAACACCGUUGGCGGCCGACUGAUCGCGAAAGUGCGCAAGGAUGGCGCUUUUGAGCACGUAGAUGACAACGAUGGUGUCGUCGACGUUGCAGGCAACACCAGCAUUGACAGCGCCUCUGCUGCCGCAGCUGACCCGUCUAGCGGUGCUGGUGAUGCCGCUCCCUUGGGGGUCCAAGUCCAUGCUGACGACUUCAGUGAUGAGCAUGAUGAGGAAGAGGAACGCACGAAGGUGCAGACGGAAAAGCAAGGGGACGGGCGGCAGGACAUGCUGAACAACAUCACCGAGCGUGAUGGGGCGUCGCUUCCCUCUCAAAGUCCUGCUGGGAGCCCACUGGAGGGUGUUGUCGAGGCAUCUAACCAGGUUGCUAACGGGCGGCUUGCUGAGUUGGAGCGAACCACACAGGAGCAAUCACUGCUGAUUUCGUCCCUUUUGUUGAAACUUAACAACAGGUCUUGCUCCCUGGAGAGGGGUGCGGUGGAUCCUGCCUCGGGGUCUCCAAGCACCAAUGGAACGCCACGAUCAGCACCAACGUCGCAGUGA
Molecule: messenger RNA, 660 nt
Organism: Closterium sp. NIES-65
Lineage: Eukaryota; Viridiplantae; Streptophyta; Zygnematophyceae; Desmidiales; Closteriaceae
Source: the annotation of a GenBank genome assembly